This is a messenger RNA of Arabis nemorensis, 828 nucleotides long. NCBI's taxonomy places the organism in Eukaryota, Viridiplantae, Streptophyta, Magnoliopsida, Brassicales, Brassicaceae. The record is from the annotation of a GenBank genome assembly.
AUGGCUUCCUCCUCCUCCUCUUCGCCGUCGUCUACUUCCGUUCCUCCGCCAAUGAAACGUGAGAAGCCGAGAAACUGGGCGGAGAUGCCGCCGGAAUUGCUAUCUUCGAUUCUGCUCCGCCUUAGCGUGACUGAGAUACUGGACAAGGCUCAGAGAGUAUGCAGAUCGUGGCGACGCGUCUGUAAAGACCCAUUGAUGUGGCGGAAAAUCGACAUGAGAAACUCCGAAACCAUGGAUUACGAUUUCGAGGCGAUUUGCCGUCACGCCGUUGAUCGGAGCCAGGGCGGAUUGCUGGAGAUCAGAAUUGAAGGCUUCGGGAGCGAUUCUCUCCUCACCUACAUCGCCGACAGCAAUUUGAGAAGCCUAGCACUGAGGCCCAUACGGCUUGUGCAAGCAGUAGCAAAACUUCCUUUGCUUGAAGAGCUUGAGGUCUCACAGUCAUGGCGGAAACUGAAUUUGAAAGCUAUAGGCCAUUCUUGCCCACUGCUAAAGACAUUGAAGCUAAACUGUUUAGUUUAUAGGCGCUCUGCCAGAAAUUUGGAUAUAGAUGCACUAGCAAUUGCUGAAAGCAUCCCCAAGCUACGCCACCUCCAGCUUUUUGGGAACUGUCUUACAGACGUUGGCGUAAACGUCAUUCUUGACAAAUGUCCUCACCUGGAGGACCUUGAUUUACGCAAGUGUUUCAAUGUUAACUUUGUCGGGAAUCUAGAGAAGCGAUGUUCAGAGAGGAUCAAAAGUUUGAGACGGCCCGAUGACUCAAUCGCUGAUCCAGAUGAUGCCGUGGACAUACUAUAUAGCGGAGGGACGGACAAGGAGGAUUCGGACUAG